AUGAUGAAUCCAAGAGAUGGUUACGAUGGUUACCGAUCUGGUGGAUAUAAUCCCAUCAGCGGCUGCCAACCUGUACGCAUCACCUCCCAAAACCUUCAAUCCACUUUUCAGCCAAAAACAGAAUGGAAGGACGAAGAUGCAGCUCUAGUUUUACUUCUCCAUCUUCCUUGUUUCUUGAAAGAGCAAGUAAGGAUCAUGGCAGACGAAUCGUUACGUUAUGUCAGAGUUUAUGGAGAACGUCUGCUGACAAGUAAAAUACGCAGACGGUUUGAUACAGGUUACAACAUUCCCAAAAAUUGUGACCUGAUGAGUCGAAUGAAAUCGGAGAUUGCUGGUGGGAUUCUAACCAUCAGGAUUCCGAAAAACAUUCUUGGUCUGGGAGAAUUAGAGGCCACAACUAGCCAAGAGAGUCCGAGGGCUCAAGACACUACUACUACGGGACAGCAAAAACCUGAGAAGAAAGUAGAAAAAGAGGCUCCUUCAGGGAGAACCUCAACCAGCUUUGUUCAAAAAGAAACAGAAGGCAAAGAUGUAUCUCAGAAGGACCAAGAUGAAUCUCCUCAAAAAUCUAACGUAUUGAGUAAUACUACAAAACAACUAGAUGAGAAGACUGCAGGGCUAGAUGGUGAAAAAGUCGAUCAAAAUGUCAUCGCAAAGAAAGAAAAUAAUGAAGCAUAUGGAAAGCCUAUUGAAGAGGAAAAGCCUGAGAAAGUUGUUGAAAAGGAAGAAGAAAAGAAUGAGAAAAUUGAGGAAUCAAAGAUAGCUGAAAGUGUUGUCCUAAAGAAGAAGGAAGAGGAGGAAAAGAAUGAGGGAGGAGCUGGCGGUGACAAAGACAAGUCUAACAAGGAUGUUUCCCAGGAAUCUACGGAUAUGGAACAUGCAAGUGCUUCUGCUAACAAGUCUGACAAAGAUGUGGGCAUGGUCGAUGACAAGUACGGAUCGGUAAUAAAUAUUUACGUUGGAGUGUCACUGAUUCUGGCACUCGGUGCACAUUUCCAUAGCAUCUUUAGAUCAUCUAGGAAUAAACCGUAA
Dovyalis caffra is the source of this 1032-nucleotide messenger RNA. The record is from the annotation of a GenBank genome assembly. Lineage: Eukaryota; Viridiplantae; Streptophyta; Magnoliopsida; Malpighiales; Salicaceae.